GCCAUGUCUUCUCACAAGACUUUCAGAAUCAAGAGGUUUCUGGCCAAGAAACAGAAGCAAAAUCGUCCCAUUCCCCAAUGGAUUCGUAUGAAAACUGGCAAUAAAAUCAGGUACAAUUCCAAGAGGAGACAUUGGAGAAGAACCAAGCUGGGUCUAUAAAGAUUGUACAUGAUAUAAUGGCACGCAUAUUUAUGCUGUAUCAAGGUCACUAUCAUCUUACCAUAUCAAACUGGAAAUGUCACU
Messenger RNA from Lemur catta (Ring-tailed lemur), 243 nucleotides. Its product is annotated as 60S ribosomal protein L39. Gene Ontology annotation, biological process: translation. Gene Ontology annotation, cellular component: cytosolic large ribosomal subunit; ribosome. NCBI's taxonomy places the organism in Eukaryota, Metazoa, Chordata, Mammalia, Primates, Lemuridae. The transcript has a single exon. Bases 4 to 159 code for a protein of 51 amino acids. Gene Ontology annotation, molecular function: structural constituent of ribosome. The record is from RefSeq and is a predicted model, not a curated record.